CCUAGCAACAGAUAGGGUUUGGGUUGUUUGCUGUCAGGAUUCUUCUAAACUGGGUUCAAUUUGCUCCAUAAAGACAACUUAAAUCUCCAGGGUGCCGACGGAAGUCGCGAUGGCUACGAGCAACCCGUCCGUGUUUCUUCUAACGGUUAACGGACAGAUUGAGGGAGCAAACUUUCCAGAGUACGACAACUUGUACUGCAAAUAUUGUUUUGUCUACGGACACGACUGGGCUCCCACCUCGGGGUUGGAGGAAGGCAUCACUCAAAUCACAUGUAAAGGCAGUCAGUCUUCACACACGUUAAUAUGGAACUUCCCACUGGAGACAACGUUUAAGAGCACGAACCCCUCUGGAUGGCCUCAGCUGGUGGUGAGUGUGUACGGUCCAGAUGUGUUUGGCAACGACGUGGUCAGAGGCUAUGGAGCAACACACAUCCCCUUCACACCUGGACAACACACACGGACCAUCCCCAUGUUUGUCCCUGAGCCCACAUGGAGACUUCAGAAAUUCACGAGCUGGCUGUUGGGGCGGCGGCCUGAGUACACAGACCCUAAAGUAGUGGCCCAGGGAGAAGGCAGAGAAGUGACGCGGGUUCGUUCCCAGGGCUUCGUCACCGUCUCCUUCCACAUCAUCACUAAAGACAUGAAGAAGCUGGGCUACGACACCGGACCAUCGAGUUCUGCCAACACACCGUCCGCCACAUCUGGCUGGUCGACAGAGGAACAACCGCACAUCGUGUAAUAACACGAGAGACUAAGAGACAAAUAAGUGGUGCAUUUUGGAUGUUUAGCCUCCACGACACACGUUACACGUUAACCGACUCUGACCAAUCAGAACACAGUGAGUCCUUUAACAAGUUUGUUUGUAGCCAAAAUAAAUGUAUUUGAAUUAGAUUUCAUGUAAUGUCUUUUCAGAUUUUUCAGUUUCUCUAUUUUGUACUUUUUAAAAUAAAUACACUACCUCUGACUUGUUCGUGUUUGAAUGCAUUGAGCCUUGUACAUUGUCUGGACAUGUGCUUCAAAGGAAUACACGCACGCAGACACUGGAGUGACGGAGCUGAAGUGAUACACAUUUUAUUUUUGCAGCUACAGUCCUCGUCCCGCUGCGUUCGGUUGUUUAGAUGCCGUUAAAAUACCACGGUGACUUUUCCUACAAAAACCCAUUACACAGAAUAAUAAGGUAUACAGAGGAACAGUAUGUUACAAUAGUACAAAUGAUAAAUUAUAUUAUACAGUUAUAAUGCCAACAGGUUGAGCACGUAUCCGAUAAAAAAAAAAAAAAAAAAAGCAGCCUGCU
Molecule: messenger RNA, 1294 nt
Organism: Anarrhichthys ocellatus (wolf-eel)
Lineage: Eukaryota; Metazoa; Chordata; Actinopteri; Perciformes; Anarhichadidae
Gene: b9d1
Product: B9 protein domain 1
Exons: 7
Coding region: 110-739 (209 amino acids)
Biological process (GO): cilium assembly
Cellular component (GO): MKS complex
Source: RefSeq, a predicted model, not a curated record